Molecule: messenger RNA, 864 nt
Organism: Lates calcarifer (barramundi perch)
Lineage: Eukaryota; Metazoa; Chordata; Actinopteri; Centropomidae
Product: CMRF35-like molecule 7
Exons: 4
Coding region: 120-701 (193 amino acids)
Source: RefSeq, a predicted model, not a curated record
UUUCCCACACAUCAUCUGAUUGCACAACCUAACCACAUGUGAGAUUGAAGAGGAAAUACGGGAAAACCUCCAAAUGUUACAUUCUGCUUCUUCCUCACAUUGUUUUGUGCAAGCCCACAAUGAGGACCACAGGGAUAUUUAUUGGCUUCUUUGAUGCCACAGUUCUGUGCCUCAUCUGGCUAACAAAGUAUACAGUGGACUCAAUUCAGCUUUCAGCUCCAGAGGCAGUAACUGCAGCAUAUGGAGGAUCUGUGACCGUCGCUUGCCAGUACGACCAGCAGUACAGAGAAAACACAAAGUACUGGUGCAAAGGAGCUGUGUAUGAAUUUUGUGUCAUAGUGGUGAAAACACCCAAGAACCGACCAAAUAACAGAAGCUUAAUUUCUGAUGAUAAGGAGGCAGGGGUUUUCACAGUCACUAUGACUUCACUCAGAUACAGUGACGCCAAUGUGUACUGGUGUGUCAUCUCACAAUCCGGAAGGAACAUCAACACUCGUGUCAGACUCUACGUUACCCAUACAGUGGCAACAUCCACCACUGCAACCACACCAACCAGUGCAUCGCCAACACUAGAACAUGAUGUAAUAAGCUGGUGGGCGACUCUACGUUGGAUCCUCUUUAUUUUAAUAUUGUGUUGUUUGGUAUCAACACAUAUCGCUUUGUGCAAGGAAAAUACAUCUGCAGCAACAAUUUCACUGUGAAAACUCAAACAUUUAUGGCUGAAAAGUCAGGCAACACCAUGAUUUUAAAUCAUGAGUGAAUUAUAAACGCAAUUGAUACUGAGGCUACAAAACCAUUUCUCCAGCGAGCGGACACUCUAUCAGUGUGUGAAUUAAACUGAAAAAUAAACCAAGUGAAAAAUUG